This is a messenger RNA of Suillus discolor, 1118 nucleotides long. RefSeq lists its product as uncharacterized. The record is from RefSeq and is a predicted model, not a curated record. Lineage: Eukaryota; Fungi; Basidiomycota; Agaricomycetes; Boletales; Suillaceae. The transcript has 2 exons. The coding region runs from base 242 to 868 and encodes 208 amino acids.
CGACAUCGCGCAGAGUCCAGAACUUACACCCUCGAACUCGUCGAAUGUCUCCUGAUCCACUUUCACUAUUUAAAUCUCAGCAAGGCAGAUAGUGAGGAAAUUUGGGCAAUUCGCGCCGAAUUAGUUAGCAUGGGCCUAGCAAUGGGCCUCCACCGCGACCCACCUAGGUGGAGGAUUAACAAGGAGCUUGCAGAGAGAAUGCGUUGGGCAUGGUGGCAUAUCAUAUUAAUCGAACGCAUUCAUGUUUGGUCGUCCUCUUGCCGUAGCUUCCCACCACUUUGGCACCCAACUUCCCUCCGUUUCCUUAUCUGCAGCUGCAGCUUCGUCCGCUCCGGGAACUCUUUCUGGAUAUAGAACCGAGACACCAUCUCCUGACCUAUGGUCUCAUAGCCAGCUCAGAGCAACUUCUAAUCUUGCCAUCACCGCGCCAUUGAUGCUGGGUGAUUCAUUGCAGCCUAGAGCUGUAACUCCAAGCUCCCUCCGUUCGUCUCUUCGGCCAGGGGAGGAAGACGAAGAAGACGACCCAUUCGAUCCAAUCGCGCCAAAGACAUCAUCCAACUCCUUCCAUCCAAUCACAAUCACCGACUUUGACCGUACCUCAACCUCAGCCGAUGAUCCGCUUGCACAAGCUUACUACCAGCAUGGCUAUGAUUAUGACCCGCAGUUCGAUGGGUCGGUCGAUGACGUGGAGGGAACAGGGCACUUCACAGAUGGGAUGACACCUCUCGAUGUGCUCAGUUCAGUGUUUGGAUCCACCCUUGCGCCAUCUGCGCUUGAAGAUGCACUUUCUCAGAAUGGCUAUGAUUUCAAUGGUGCUAUGGCAUGGCUUUUUGAUCGCGCUCUGCCUUCUCCACCUCGCCACAGCUAACCUCAUAUGCAGUCCAUGGGAGGACGAGUGACAUUAGUAGCUAGGGAUGGAAGUGCCGGGGUAGUGCAUGGAGGACGCGGAGGCUUCCAGCCCGCCCGAGGUUCUACCUCAUGACCGCGCUCUUCCGUCGGUUUGUUGGUCGUCAGCCCAACUACCCCACGCAGCUCUCGACCAAUCCGUCAGCCUCCUCGACCCCAACCGCGACCCCCCACUCAACGGGCACGUCCAAGGGUCGGAUUCGCGUCAAGCC